AAUUGACCUGAAAUUAACGCUUCAAUCUGCUAACCUAACCAGACUCCGAAGUGUCGUUGACCUAGGCCUGAGGUACUCUAGUGACUUGACAUUCUCUGAGCAAGUAGCAUCACAGACUAGAAAAUCGAGGAUGCUCUUAGGAUGCAUACUCAGGAACUUCCACGACAAUGAAGCCAAGCUAAUUCUGUACAAAACAUGUGUCAGACCACUACUAGAAUACUGUCCAUUUAUUAUAAGCAGCACUCGCACACGUGAUAAGCUAAGGAUGGAAAGUAUCCAACGAUAUUUUACCUCAAAACUACUUGGCUAUGAUUGUAAGAAAGACUACAUCUCACGGUGCAUGAUCCUAAAACUUGACCCACUUUGGACAAGGCGACUUAUUAUAAACCUAAUAUUCUUCUUUAAGGUCCUUCACAAAAUAUCAUUCUCAGGUAACAGGGACAUACAAUUCGCACAGGAAGGUUCUUACGAUCUGCGUAACCAAACUUCCACAGUGACAACUCAUUCUUUUAAGUCAACACUCCGUGAAAACUUCUUCACAGUCAUGUAUUCUAAAAUAUGGAAUAGCCUGCCCCUAGAUGUCAGAACUUGCUCUUCGGUUACAAGUUUCAAACGCUCUCUGCAUAGACUGUUUCACUCUACUGAUUAUAUCAAUAAACUAUUUACUCCUAAAACGAAUCAACUACUAAUCUACUACAGCACCUAAAAAACGCACUUCAACACCCUUAACAAUCUAAAAACCAUAAAUAAACUAGCAGCAUGGAUGCAUAAAGACUUAGUACGGAACAUACAGGAAUAGUUUACCCCUAGAAAUAGGACGUGUCACUUUAUUGUAACCUUCAAACGCUUGCUAUAUAAACUGUUUUAUCCCAAAGUCUAUCCCUACCAGAACUCAUUACUUACUUCUAAAACGCAUCAGUCAUUAGAACACUAAAACGCUCAGACUCAUUAAUACACAUCAUGACACUAAAUAGACUCUAAGACUUCGCAUAAAUACGUGAAAAGAACUAUAACUAAAAAUAAUUUUUUAAUAAUUUAUUAUACAAUUGACAUAAACAAUUAUAUAUAUACAUUAAUAUCCUUUUAAUGUUCACAUACUUUCUCUUUUUGGUACUCUGAUACUCCUAUUCAUCUUCUGGUCGAGGUCGAACAACCCUGCAUCUAAACUGAAAUGAGGAUUAAUUCCAAACCAUCUACCUCAUAACCACCCAAAUUCCAUGAACGAUCCAAUUCUACCAUUUGAAGACGCUGGCGAACAUGCUGUAAAUGAGUAUUCAUGAUCUGAAAUGAAGAAGCAACUGGUUUUCAAACAGUUUUCAACAUUUUUCUGAACUCACGAAUGCAGU
Trichobilharzia regenti is the source of this 1346-nucleotide messenger RNA. The record is from the annotation of a GenBank genome assembly. NCBI's taxonomy places the organism in Eukaryota, Metazoa, Platyhelminthes, Trematoda, Strigeidida, Schistosomatidae.